This is a messenger RNA of Alosa sapidissima (American shad), 4072 nucleotides long. RefSeq names its product solute carrier family 7 member 5 (gene slc7a5). Gene Ontology annotation, biological process: neutral amino acid transport; amino acid transmembrane transport. Lineage: Eukaryota; Metazoa; Chordata; Actinopteri; Clupeiformes; Clupeidae. The transcript has 10 exons. Gene Ontology annotation, molecular function: neutral L-amino acid transmembrane transporter activity; L-amino acid transmembrane transporter activity. Gene Ontology annotation, cellular component: membrane. The coding region runs from base 331 to 1887 and encodes 518 amino acids. The record is from RefSeq and is a predicted model, not a curated record.
ACGCUGGAGGAAGGUGAACAACCACACCAACCAGGCGAGGGCACUGUUCGCACGCAACGGUCUAUGGCGACGGUAGGCUACAUACACAAGCGGAAGGCGAGCCCGUGACGCAAGGACCUUUCAUUGCCAUGAUGCUGCUCGUGAGCUCUUUAGACCCAAGAGGAAUUGUGAUUUUUGACUCAGUUCUGCGCACGCUGCUGUCGUGAAUUGUAUAGGCUAGUGCCGGUGAGGAGCUUAAGGACCCUCCUUAGAGGGAUCGACUCGGAGAAUACGGCCAUCGUAGCAAAGAGGUAGAAGACACCCAUAGGCUUGUGCUGACAGGACAACACAAUGUCCGGUUUAAAAAAGAGAAACUCAAACUCAUCUAACCGAGAUGAAGAGGACAACCAGGUGACGGAAAGGAUGCUCGGAGAAAAUGGGAACUCAAAACGAACUGCUGACGGCUCUCUCGGGAGCCCAGACAAAGAUACGAGCAAUGUUGGAGAAGAAACUGUUGUUUUACAAAGAACAAUAACUCUGCUCAAUGGUAUUGCUAUUAUUGUGGGUACCAUCAUUGGGUCAGGCAUAUUUGUCACGCCGACCGGAGUGGUUAAAGAAGCCGGCUCCAUUGGGGCAUCCUUGAUCGUCUGGGCAAUUUGCGGAGUGUUCUCCACCAUAGGAGCACUUUGCUAUGCCGAACUGGGCACCACGAUCACCAAAUCUGGCGGAGACUAUGCUUACAUUCUCGAAGUUUAUGGCUCUCUGCCGGCUUUUCUUAAAUUAUGGAUCGAGUUACUGAUUAUUCGCCCGUCCUCUCAGUACAUUGUGGCAUACGUGUUCGCCACUUACCUCCUGAAACCCAUCUUCCCUGUAUGUCCGGUACCGGAGGAGGGGGCGAAGAUAGUUGCUUGUUUAUGCAUCUUGCUGCUAACGGCUGUGAACUGCUACAGUGUGAAGGCCGCUACGCGAGUACAGGACGUCUUCGCUGCAGCAAAGCUCUUUGCUCUCGGACUUAUCAUCAUCAUUGGUUUCGUGCAGAUUGGCAAAGGUGAUGUGACGGGACUGCUUCCAGAGAACUCUUUCAAGGGGACAAAGACGGAUGUGGGGAACAUGGGGCUCGCGCUGUACAGUGGACUCUUUGCCUAUGGGGGCUGGAACUACCUGAAUUUUGUCACAGAGGAAAUGAUUGAACCAUACAGGAACCUGCCCCGGGCCAUCAUCAUCUCUUUGCCCAUUGUGACCAUCGUUUAUGUGCUAACCAACCUGGCCUACUUUACUACACUCUCACCAGAGCAAAUGCUCAACUCUGAGGCUGUGGCAGUGGAUUUUGGGAACUACCACUUGGGACCAAUGGCAUGGAUCAUUCCCGUAUUUGUCGGCCUUUCUUGCUUCGGCUCAGUUAACGGGUCUCUCUUUACUUCAUCAAGGUUGUUUUUCGUCGGCUCUCGGGAGGGUCACCUGCCCAGCCUGCUCUCCAUGAUCCAUCCCAGCCUGCUCACACCCCUGCCCUCACUCAUCUUCACUUGUCUGAUGACUCUGCUCUAUGCCUUCUCCAAUGACAUCUUUUCCGUGAUCAACUUCUUCAGCUUCUUUAACUGGCUGUGCAUUGCCUUGGCCAUCAUCGGCAUGAUGUGGCUGCGCUACAAGAAGCCCGAGCUGGAGCGGCCAAUCAAGGUCAACCUGGCGCUGCCCGUCCUAUUUGUGCUGGCGUGUCUCUUCCUGAUUGUUGUAUCCAUCUGGAAAACACCUAAGGAGUGUGCCAUCGGCUUUGGCAUCAUCGCUACGGGCGUGCCAGUCUAUUACAUCGGAGUGCACUGGCAACAGAAGCCCAAGUGGAUGUUGAAUGCUAUCUUUUCCAGCACUGCUCUGUGUCAGAAGCUGAUGGAAGUGGUGCCCCAGGAGUCUUGAAUAAGAGCGGAUCCCAUAACACCUUGCAACAUUUCAACACUCUCCCCUGCACACACACACACACACACACACAUGACUUGAAACAUUUUUAGUCAGGAUGGCAGUCAUUUAUCAUUUAUUGUACCUUUUAGAGAUCACACUCCCAUGGUAUAAUAAUUCUUGUUUUUAAUCAGGUAACAUUUCAGACAUUCAGUUUGAGCAUUUGAUCAAGUGAGUGUUUGAGCAACCUUGUGUGACCGCAGGCACUGUAGUGUGCGUGUGUGGUGUGCAUGCGCAUGUGAGCGUGUGUGUGUGUGUGUGUGUUUGUUGUGUGCGUGUGUGCAUGUCUGUGCGUGUGUGUGUGCACAUGCAAGCAUGUAUGUGUGUGUGUAGUCCCUCCGCUGGGCUACCACAUUCUCCUCUGGUCUCAGCUGCUAAAAGACAUGCCAGUCUCUGUAAUUACAUUCUUAACAGCCUCCUGAAAACACACACACACACACACACGCGCCCAUACAGAAACACUCCAUUUGUAGCUGUUCAGGUCUUAAGGGAGAUGGACCAAUGUGCUGUGCCUUUCUUUGUUGUUUUUAUAGGGUCAAGUGUGUUUCUGUAUUUGGAUUAGAUAUUCCUUUGGCCAUACAGUAGAUACGUUUGUUUCUACUAUUGUUAUUGUCAUCGUUAUCGUUAUUGUUGUUAUUUGGAAGUUGCGCUUGUGUAUUGCUAGCAAUCGACUCGAAUCGAAUCGAACACUACAGUGAGAGUAGCUAUAAAAUACUGUGCUAAUACAUUGCAGUUCAGUACUAAUCGUCAUACAGAAGUACAGUCUUGACUCAGCUGUCUGUAAUGCUGUUCAACUGGUCCAUUCAGUAAAGUACUAACUCGGCCUACUCUAGUGGUCCCAGUACUGACCAACUUCACUGGGUAAAGUACUUAUCUGACCCAGUGUUAGUAUUAGUACCAAGUCAGGUUGCUAAGAAUAGUAUUAAGUCAGGCGAAUACAAAACUGGCACACACUACAUUGAGACAGGACCAAACUGUCCCGCGGAGUAUGAGUGGCUAGCUCCAUGGAACAUACCCUCUCCUCUAUAUCCAUUACAUGAGAGAUGCCCUCUCUCUAUCUCUUAUCUCUCUAUCUAUCUCUCUCUCUCUCUCUCACACACACUAAGAAAUUAAUUGCAGUACUCCCAGUGAAUACAUUACCUACUGGCACAGUUCAGUAUCGUAAAUAUCUGCCACUGGAAGUCGGCACCACAUUUUUUUUUUAAGUGCUAACUCAACUUGCUCCGCUUGAGUUCAGUUCAGUACAGACCAGAGGCAGAGGUCAUUGGUGCAGACCAGACCCACUUCACAAAUCUGCUUCUCAUAGAGAACAGUAUGGCCUUCAUCAAUUGCUGGAACCGCUCCGACCCAUGUAGCGGUUUGUGAUCAUGGCACUGACUUGAAGUGGCGAGUAAUCGCAGAGUACACACUGGAACAGCAAAAACUGACUGUCAUCAGUACCUCAUUAAUGAUCUGCCACAUUAGCUCUCUCUUUUUCUCUCUGUGUGUGUGCGUGUAUGUGUGUGUCCGUGUGCGUGAGUGCAGUGCCACAUUCAAGUUACACCCGUCAUGUGUGUGAGAGACAAAGGUGUGUUGAGGAGCCCUUCUGUUGGACCAAAAUCAGCUGUUUUUUCUAUAGGAAUUCCUAUAAAUGGUUGUUUGUGGGAUUAGACACUGAUAUACUGUAUGUGUAUGUCAUGCGUGAUUGUUUGCAUGUGGGUAUGUGUGUUGGGUUGUGUAGGAAAGGAGAAGGGUCAAUGUGGUGUGUCUAUGUCGAUGGAGAAUGGUGAAUUUGUGUGUGUGUGUGUGUGUGCGUAUGUAUGUGUGUGUGCGUCAUUGUGAAACCUAGAAGCCGUUAUUUCAUUAGCUACUCGCCUCAGAGCUUUCUUUUUUUAUGUUCUUCUCUUUUUUUCUUUCCAUCAUGUUUUUACUUUUUCUUUUUUUUUUUCUUAGGUGUUGCUCUGUUUUGUUCAUCGACCUCUUCUCCCGGUGUUGAGCUCGUAGAGCAGCAGUUUGACUAACCCUGUGGGUCGUGCCCCGACCCUCAACCGUUCUGUAGAGGGACUUAUUUAUUUGUAGAGAUUAUACUAUAGUGCUCUUAUUUGUAUUUGUAUGGGGCAUUUGUAAAAACCGCUUUAGAAAUUAAAAAAAAAAAUGUCAGUCAGCA